AUGCUGCUGCGGCCGACCUCGUUGGCUUCGAGUCGGUCGGCGCUGCGUCUGCCCCGAGCGGGAGACGCCGCACCGGCAAGGGCAAGGGGGGCAAGGGCACUAGAGGGGCUGGAGGGGGCGGUGGAGGUGGUGAUGGAGGCAGUGGAGGGAGUUGGGGUGGUGGUGGGAGUGGUGCGGGGGGUGGCAGCGGCGGCGGCAGCAGUGGAGGCGGCGGAGGCGGUGGUGGUGGAGGAGGUGGCGAAGGAGGCGGAGGUGGCGGAGGAGGCGGAGGUGGUGGAGGAGGCGGAGGUGGAGGAGGCGGCGGAGGCGGCGACGGCGGUGGUGGAGCGGGUCGCGACUCUGCGCAGAGGAGUGGCUCAGCGCGGUGGGGGUUUUGGUCCCUGCACUUACGUCCUCCGUACCGGCGACCGAGCUGGUGAGCAGUGCCGAGGCCCGCACUCCACCCACAGCUGCUGCGGUCGCCUGACGGACGCGUGGCGUCGCCAGUUCCCUGAGGCGUCAGAGAUCCUUCGCUGGGGAGAUCUGUCUAGGGCGGGGGUUGCCGUCUUUGAUCUUGACUAUGAUGCUAUCCUUGCUGCCAUGUAUUCUGUGACUACUAGUGUUGAGGGUGACUGUUACCUGUGUGUACCGCCUGACCCGGGCAUUGAGGCCACUGCUCUAGGUAUUGGUGCGGCUGCUGCUCUAGGUGCUGGUGCGUCUGCUGCCCCAGGUGCCAGUGCGUCUGCUGCCCCAGGUGCUAGUGCAUCUGCUGCCCAAGGUGCUGGUGAGUCUGCGCUCUCAGGUACUACGUCGACUCUGGCCUUACACACCUUCACCCUUGACUCGGGUGCGUCCUGCUCCUUCUUUCGAGACCACACCACUCUUACGCCGCUCCGUCGGCCGGUUGCGGUCUCCCUGGCGGACCCCUCUGGGGGUCCUAUCCUUGCUAGCUUCUCCACUGUCUUACUGAUAGGGGGGUUGACCAGUUCACUCCUGCGAGUCAGCGAGUGA
This is a messenger RNA of Closterium sp. NIES-65, 990 nucleotides long. NCBI's taxonomy places the organism in Eukaryota, Viridiplantae, Streptophyta, Zygnematophyceae, Desmidiales, Closteriaceae. The record is from the annotation of a GenBank genome assembly.